ACAAAAUACACAUGUAACUCUCUCUGUCUUUCCCUCUCCUGUUUUGUUCGUUGAGAGACUUGGAGAUCAAUGAGAAGGACAUGUAGCUAUUAACUUUGCACAAACAACUCAUCAUCUUCUUCUCCGUCAACCUCUCUCGUAAUAAACUCUGUACCCAUUUUCUCUUUUGCACUUUCUCUGCCUCGGUUGUGUCGCUUUUCAUUUAUAUAUCAAGCAUGGCUGCUGCUGUAUUUAACCAAAGCAUUGGGGCUUCUCAGUCCCUUGGGCAUUUUAAUACCUCCGGCCUGCAUCAAGAGUUUGGGAAAGGUUCAGUGAGAUUGAUUUCAAAGGCUUUUGAGGUUGAUGUUGGACUGUCAAAAAAAGGAUGCUAUAACUCCAGUCAGAGACACCUUAGUAUAAUUCGAGCCUCGACUUCCCAGACUUCAUUGAUCGAUAUAGUUUCAUCCCCCUCACAUAACAAAUCCAAUGAUUCUCGGAAGAAAUCUGGUGAAGCAGCUCUGAUUUUGAUUAGGCAUGGCGAGUCAUUGUGGAACGAAAAGAACUUGUUCACAGGCUGUGUUGAUGUCCCUCUGACCAAGAAGGGUGUGGAAGAGGCAAUCGAAGCUGGCAAGAGAAUCAGCAACAUACCUAUCGACAUGAUCUAUACAUCUGCACUGAUUCGUGCUCAGAUGACUGCCAUGCUUGCCAUGACACAGCACCGUCGUAAGAAGGUGCCAGUUAUAAUGCAUAAUGAGAGUGAACAAGCUACGGCAUGGAGUCAGAUUUUUAGUGAAGACACAAAAAAGCAAUCCAUUCCUGUUGUAGCAGAUUGGCGGUUGAAUGAAAGAAUGUAUGGGGAAUUACAGGGUCUCAAUAAACAGGAAACAGCAGAUAGAUAUGGGAAGGAACAAGUUCAUGAGUGGCGUCGGAGUUAUGACGUACCCCCUCCUAAUGGCGAGAGUUUGGAAAUGUGUGCUCAAAGAGCUGUUGCUUAUUUCAAAGAUCAAAUUGAACCCCAACUUUUAGCUGGAAAGAAUGUGAUGAUUGCUGCCCAUGGGAAUUCAUUGAGAUCCAUAAUAAUGUAUCUUGACAAACUAACUUCUCAAGAGGUUAUUAGUUUAGAACUAUCAACUGGAAUACCCAUGCUUUACAUUUCCAAAGAGGGGAAAUUCAUUAGGAGGGGAAGUCCUGCCGGACCUGCUGAGGCUGGGGUUUAUGCCUACACCAAGAAAUUGGCUCUUUACAGGCAGAAGUUAGAUGAGAUGGUUCAUUAGUGCACAUUCUCUCUGCUUCUGCUUUUUCAGGGAAACCUCAUUUACUAGGUAGCCCACAAUUUAUUCUCAAGUAGGGAACCUCAUUUACAGGUUUUCUCUGCUUCUGCUUUUUCAGGGGGCUUAUCUUUCAGUAGUGUACUGUUUGGUGUCAGCUUAUUUCAAGGUUUACGUAUAUACGAAAUAUAUUGUUACAGCUCUCAAUCAAGCUCACAGACCUAGCUACUUGUUUCUGUAUGUAUACUUUUUGUAUAUGUGUAGCAAGCAAAUUUAAUCAAGCUCAUGUGGUAGACGAGAAUGAAAUUGGUUCCAGUGUUAUUAUUCAAUCUUCUCAGUUUGUAAUCAUGUAAUGAUAGAUUGAAAUAAGGGUACAUCUUUUUGGCCAUUUUA
This is a messenger RNA of Prunus persica (peach), 1640 nucleotides long. Its product is annotated as 2,3-bisphosphoglycerate-dependent phosphoglycerate mutase. Gene Ontology annotation, molecular function: intramolecular phosphotransferase activity. The transcript has 8 exons. Gene Ontology annotation, biological process: glycolytic process. The record is from RefSeq and is a predicted model, not a curated record. NCBI's taxonomy places the organism in Eukaryota, Viridiplantae, Streptophyta, Magnoliopsida, Rosales, Rosaceae. Bases 216 to 1253 code for a protein of 345 amino acids.